AUGAGGAAAUUAGUUUCUGUACUAUUGAUUUCUCUCACUUUGGCAAGUCAAAUUCAAGGUCCUUUAUCGAAUCCAAUAAUGAAUGAAUUGGAAUCAACUCAUUUGGGAAAAGCUUUCUUGAAAUUACUUAGCCUAAAAUCAAAGGCAUAACAAUUUGAUUUCUCUAAAUUAUAUGCAGCACUUGAUGACUUACAAAAUUCAAUCAAAUAAAGAUUGGCUGAUGAAUAGCAAGCAUAUUAAUAAGAUGAAGUCUAAUAUUUCACAGACAAGGAAUUUUUUUCAGGUCAAAUUACUCAAUUCCAGAAUGAAAUUGCAUCAUUAGAAAUAGAUGUUACAGAUUUCACUGAAAGCAGAGAUUUAUUAUAAAUUGCCUUGAAUGGAAAAGUAGAUGAAUUGAAAGAGGUUUAAUCUUUGGCUGAUGGAUUAGCAGCAAGAGUCAAAAAGGAAGAAGGAAUCUUCAAGGAUCAAUAAAAUCAAUAUACAAAUGCCGUUUAAGCUCUUGAUUAAGCAUUGUAAUUGAUCGGAUAACUCAGAGAUGGUUCAUUUAUUUAGAACAGAAGUGUUUCAUUCUUAGAAGAAGGCCUAAAGCAACUCUAACAUCAAAGAAUCAUGUAUGGACCUUUGAUCACUGCAUUCACUUAAAUCAUGGCUCCAAGUUUCAAUGACUCUGAAGCAAGUGCUAAAGUUUAGAAGUUAAUCCAAAAUUUGAGAGACACUAUUGUGAAAAACAAAACUGACUUAGAAAAUGCCUAUCAAUAGGUUAGAGCCAUUGAUGAUCACAAUCUCAGCCAGUAUAACUAAAGAAUAAGCAACUUAUCAACAAUUGUAAUUCCAACCAUCUAGGCUGAAAUCUAAACAAGAGAUGCUCAAAUUUAAACCAAGUAAAACUUACUCAGAGAUGCCUAAACCAAUUUCAAGACAGCUUCAGAUAACUUAGAUAAUACUAAUAACAGAUGGGUUGAAAGAACCAAUGAACACAAUAAGUUGAUGGACUAACUAUUAACUUAAUAAUCCCUAUUUCCCAAGAUUGUAAGUGAAUUGGAAGGAGCAGGAGUUAGAAGAAGAUGAUUUUCUUAAAUUUAUCAAAACAUAAUAUUUAAUAAUAUAUAUUUUAA
Molecule: messenger RNA, 1115 nt
Organism: Paramecium tetraurelia
Lineage: Eukaryota; Ciliophora; Oligohymenophorea; Peniculida; Parameciidae
Exons: 4
Source: RefSeq, a predicted model, not a curated record